GCAGAGAGGAGACCAGUAGAGAGGAGACCAGCAGAGAGGAGACCAGUAGAGAGGAGACCAGCAGAGAGGAGACCAGUAGAGACCAGCAGAGAGGAGACCAGCAGAGAGGAGACCAGUAGAGAGGAGACCAGUAGAGACCAGCAGAGAGGAGACCAGCAGAGACCAGCAGAGAGGAGACCAGUAGAGAGGAGACCAGCAGAGAGGAGACCAGUAGAGAGGAGACCAGUAGAGACCAGCAGAGAGGAGACCAGUAGAGACCAGCAGAGAGGAGACCAGCAGAGAGGAGACCAGCAGAGACCAGCAGGAUGGAGGGUCGAGUCCCUGAACCGGGUCUGGUUCUGCUCUUCAGCGGGAAACGCAAGUCCGGGAAAGACCACGUGACGGACCUGAUCCACGACCGUUUAGGGUCAGAUGUUUGCUGCGUCCUUCGUCUGUCUGGACCUCUGAAACAGCAGUACGCUCAGGAGCAGGGUCUGGACCUGGAGCAGCUGCUGGGUGCUGGUCUUUAUAAGGAGCAGUAUCGAGCCGACAUGAUUCGUUGGGGAGAAACUCGGCGUCGCCAGGACGCCGGAUUCUUCUGUCGCCUAGCAACCAGAGGAGCACGGCAACCCGUCUGGGUGGUGAGUGAUGCGCGGCGGCUGUCAGACCUUCAGUGGUUCUGGUCGGAGUUUCCCCGACAGACUCAAAUUGUCAGAGUUCAAAGUUCAGAAAAAACACGCAAACAAAGGGGGUGGAGCUUCUCAGCAGGUGUGGACGAUGCAGAGUCAGAGUGUGGGCUGGACAGCGGGGUUGAAUUUGAUUGGAUCAUCACUAACGAGGCCGACGCCCCCUCCUUAGAAGAGCAGCUGCAGCCAAUCCUGAAGCUGGCUGAGGAAGCAGCGUCAUCAUCAAUCUGAUAGUCACCGAUCAAUAGUCUCAUGAUGACGGACGGCUGCUGAGAGCUGAUCAAUAACGUUCUGCAGCUCCGUCACUCACUCAGGUUGUUUACGUCAUCACUCAGAGCAAAGGCUGAUGGGAGAUUGUCAUCUGUAAAAAGUCGGUCCUACACUAUUAUAAUGAAGAUAUGAAUACUAAUCUGAUUGAUCUGUUGAUCAAUGAGGUGAAACCAGAAGGACAGGAUAUGUUAUUGAUCUGUUUAUUGAGGGAUUGUCUCCACACGGCUCUCAACAUGGCUGCGUCUGAGCCGGCGGGUAGCAGCUAACAGGGCUAAUGGAGCUAACACUGUUUACCUUUACCUGUCGCUCUGACGACGUUCUCACCUGUAUCACAACACAAACAUGAAGUCAAAUGUUUUCAUGACAUUUUAUUUUUGAGAAUGAAAUAAAAACUCAAGUCGGUUUAGAUCUACAAACCAGUGACGUGCUUUUAUUUUAUAAAAUCCUGUCUCGCUUUGUGUCAUGAUUUAUUACAAUGAGCUGUGACAUCAUCACCGGCCUCCAGGUAAAAACAUCUCCAAACUUUAUUGAUUCAUGUCAUCAGGUCAAAGGUCACCUGUGGCUCCGAUUGGCCCGCCACACAUGGCAGUGGAAUGCCUCGCGGUGAUUGGCUCCCUUAAACCACGCCCCCAAGAACAAAAGCAAUCUCUCAUUGUCUGCGUCUCCACCAGCGCUCCCCGAGAUGAGGCGGUCUGGUCCACAGAGGAGUUCCUGUUUGCCUCACAAGCCUUUCCCGCCCUUUUCCCGCUCCCGUCUCCUAGCAACCAGCUGCAGUUGUCAAAGAGUUCUAAGGAGCCACACGUGGUCAUUUUCUGUUUGUUGCACAAAGAAAUGCUUCAACGCGACACCGGCCCUAACCCGAACCCUAGCUAACGUAUUUAUAUAUAUAAUAUCAUAACCCAUUAUUAGAUGAGACGGCAUUACAACUUAUACAAUUUACUGUUUAGAAUGUUUCUAACUUUACUUUAAUCUAAAUGUUAAUCAUACUGUGAUCAUUCAGCUUAAACAGG
This is a messenger RNA of Anoplopoma fimbria (sablefish), 1945 nucleotides long. It is a transcript of the gene pmvk, whose product is annotated as phosphomevalonate kinase. NCBI's taxonomy places the organism in Eukaryota, Metazoa, Chordata, Actinopteri, Perciformes, Anoplopomatidae. The record is from RefSeq and is a predicted model, not a curated record. The transcript is spliced from 5 exons. Gene Ontology annotation, molecular function: phosphomevalonate kinase activity. Bases 306 to 896 code for a protein of 196 amino acids. Gene Ontology annotation, cellular component: cytoplasm. Gene Ontology annotation, biological process: isopentenyl diphosphate biosynthetic process, mevalonate pathway; cholesterol biosynthetic process.